This is a messenger RNA of Haplochromis burtoni (Burton's mouthbrooder), 4341 nucleotides long. RefSeq names its product DEAH (Asp-Glu-Ala-His) box polypeptide 8 (gene dhx8). NCBI's taxonomy places the organism in Eukaryota, Metazoa, Chordata, Actinopteri, Cichliformes, Cichlidae. The record is from RefSeq and is a predicted model, not a curated record. Gene Ontology annotation, cellular component: intracellular anatomical structure; catalytic step 2 spliceosome. Gene Ontology annotation, molecular function: RNA helicase activity; ATP binding; RNA binding. The coding region runs from base 79 to 3720 and encodes 1213 amino acids. Gene Ontology annotation, biological process: spliceosomal complex disassembly; mRNA splicing, via spliceosome. The transcript has 23 exons.
AGGGCGGAAGGGGAUGUUGCCCAUAUCCAAUAUGUCUGCCGGCGUCUACGUUGUGUGAACAAAAACAACUCGUGGACGAUGGCAGACAUCGGAGUCGACGAGCUAUCGCAGCUCGAAUAUCUGUCUUUAGUGUCGAAAGUCUGCACGGAGCUUGACAAUCACCUGGGAAUAAAUGACAAAGAUUUAGCUGAAUUUGUCAUCAGCCUUGCCGAAAAACAACCGAGCUUUGAUGGAUUCAAAGCACUUUUACUCGAAAAUGGAGCCGAAUUCACAGAUUCUCUCAUCAGUAAUCUGCUCAGGCUCAUUCAGACGAUGCGACCACCAUCCAAAGCAUCUACAAGUAAAGCAUCCGAGUCCGUGGCUAAGCCGAAGUCAGAAAAGGAAAAGCUGAGGGAGAUGUUUCCUGCACUGUGUAGACCAAAUGAGCCUGCACCGAAGGCUCUCCUGGAUGAAGAUGAUGUUAAAGUAGCAGCUGAUGCCAUGAAGGAACUGGAAAUGUUCAUGCCCAGUGUCAGUGGGACAGAGUCCAAAGGGAGCAAGAACAGAUCAGAAAAAAACAGGCGAAGUCGCAGCAGAAGCAGAGAAAAAGACAGACACAGAGAUCGAGACAGAGAUCGGGAAAAGGACCGAAAGAGACGGCAUCGUUCCAGAUCCUAUUCCAGAUCCAGGUCACGCUCCAGAGACCGUGAUCGGCAUAGAGAUAGAGAUAGAGACCGUGGCAAGAGAAGAGACAAAUCUUCCCGCUGGUCUGAGCGCUCACCUAGUCCGAGAAAAGACCAAGAGAGAGAGUCUGACCGCUGGAAGGACAAACACGUGGAUCGCCCUCCACCUGAGGAACCUUCUGUUGGUGAUAUCUACAAUGGAAAGGUUACCAGCAUCAUGCAGUUUGGAUGCUUUGUUCAGCUUGAGGGACUCAGGAAGCGAUGGGAGGGUCUGGUCCACAUUUCUGAGCUGCGCAGGGAGGGCCGUGUGGCCAACGUGGCCGACGUUGUUAGCAAAGGCCAAAGAGUCAAAGUCAAGGUGCUCUCAUUCACAGGGUCCAAGACCAGCCUCAGUAUGAAGGAUGUAGACCAGGAGACUGGAGAAGACCUGAACCCCAACAGGAGGAGGAACGUUGGCCCCGACGGGGGGGAGGAAAUUUCCAUGAGGAAUCCUGAUCGGCCGAGCAACCUGAACCUCGGCCACGCGCCGGAGCUGGAACAGGAUGACACACUGGAGCGCAAGAGGCUCACCAAAAUCUCAGACCCAGAGAAGUGGGAGAUCAAACAGAUGAUUGCUGCCAAUGUUUUGUCCAAAGAAGAAUUUCCUGAUUUUGAUGAUGAGACAGGCAUCCUUCCUAAAGUUGAUGAUGAAGAGGAUGAAGACUUGGAAAUUGAGCUGGUUGAAGAGGAACCACCGUUUCUGAGAGGCCACACGAAGCAAAGCAUGGACAUGAGCCCUGUCAAGAUUGUCAAGAAUCCAGAUGGCUCGCUGUCCCAGGCAGCCAUGAUGCAGAGUGCUCUGGCAAAAGAGAGACGAGAACUGAAGCAGGCGGCGCGGGAAGCAGAGAUGGACUCCAUCCCCAUGGGGCUGAACAAACACUGGGUUGACCCGCUGCCAGAUGUUGAUGGUCGACAGAUUGCCGCUAACAUGAGAGGCAUUGGCAUGAUGCCCAAUGACAUCCCAGAGUGGAAGAAACAUGCGUUUGGAGGGAACAAGGCAUCCUAUGGAAAGAAGACCCAACUCUCUAUCCUGGAGCAGAGAGAGAGCCUACCCAUCUACAAGCUGAAAGAGCAGCUCAUUCAGGCUGUUCACGACAACCAGAUCCUGAUCGUCAUUGGAGAGACGGGAUCUGGAAAGACCACACAGAUCACCCAGUACCUGGCAGAGGCUGGUUACACAGCCAGGGGGAAGAUUGGCUGUACGCAGCCCCGUCGUGUGGCUGCCAUGUCAGUGGCUAAGAGAGUCUCUGAGGAGUACGGUUGUUGUCUGGGACAAGAGGUGGGCUACACAAUCCGUUUUGAGGAUUGCACAAGUCCUGAGACUGUGAUCAAGUACAUGACAGACGGUAUGUUAUUGAGAGAGUGUUUGAUUGACUCAGAGUUGGGCCAGUACGCCAUUAUCAUGUUAGAUGAAGCUCAUGAGAGGACAAUCCACACUGAUGUUCUUUUUGGCCUCCUCAAGAAGACUGUACAGAAGCGCACAGACAUGAAGCUUAUUGUGACAUCAGCUACACUGGAUGCUGUGAAGUUCUCUCAGUAUUUCUAUGAAGCACCCAUCUUCACCAUCCCCGGCAGAACGUAUCCAGUAGAGGUUCUUUACACCAAAGAACCUGAGACGGACUACCUGGAUGCCAGCCUCAUCACUGUCAUGCAGAUUCAUCUGACUGAGCCUCCAGGAGACAUCCUGGUGUUUUUAACUGGACAGGAGGAGAUCGACACAGCCUGUGAGAUCCUUUAUGAGCGAAUGAAGUCUCUUGGGCCUGAUGUUCCUGAGCUGAUCAUUCUGCCAGUUUAUUCUGCCCUGCCCAGUGAGAUGCAGACCAGAAUCUUUGACCCAGCACCCCCAGGCAGCAGAAAGGUUGUCAUCGCCACAAACAUUGCAGAGACCUCUCUGACCAUCGAUGGAAUCUAUUAUGUUGUAGAUCCAGGCUUUGUCAAGCAGAAAGUGUACAACUCUAAGACUGGCAUUGAUCAGCUGGUGGUGACGCCAAUCUCACAGGCUCAGGCUAAGCAGAGGGCAGGUCGUGCCGGCAGAACAGGCCCUGGAAAGUGUUACAGGCUGUACACUGAGAGAGCCUACAGAGAUGAGAUGCUGACAACCAAUGUACCUGAAAUCCAGAGAACCAACUUGGCCAGCACUGUGCUGUCGCUGAAGGCAAUGGGCAUCAAUGAUCUGCUGUCUUUUGACUUCAUGGACGCUCCUCCUAUGGAGACUCUGAUCACAGCCAUGGAGCAGCUCUACACCUUAGGAGCUCUGGACGAUGAAGGCUUACUCACACGACUGGGUCGAAGGAUGGCUGAGUUCCCUCUGGAGCCCAUGUUGUGUAAGAUGCUGAUCAUGUCUGUCCAUCUGGGCUGCAGCGAAGAGAUGCUCACAAUCGUGUCGAUGCUGUCUGUGCAGAAUGUCUUUUACAGGCCUAAGGACAAGCAGGCCUUGGCUGACCAGAAGAAGGCAAAGUUCCACCAACCUGAGGGCGAUCACCUCACCCUGCUAGCUGUCUACAACUCCUGGAAGAACAACAAGUUCUCCAACCCCUGGUGCUACGAGAACUUCAUCCAGGCUCGCUCCCUGCGCAGAGCCCAGGAUAUCCGCAAACAGAUGCUGGGGAUCAUGGACAGACAUAAACUGGAUGUAGUAUCUUGUGGUAAAGCUACUGUGCGAGUCCAGAAAGCCAUCUGCAGUGGUUUCUUCAGGAAUGCGGCCAAAAAAGAUCCUCAGGAGGGCUACAGAACCCUGAUAGACCAGCAAGUUGUUUACAUCCACCCCUCCAGUGCUCUGUUCAACCGGCAGCCUGAGUGGGUUGUGUACCACGAGCUGGUGCUGACUACAAAGGAGUACAUGCGUGAGGUGACCACCAUCGACCCUCGCUGGCUGGUGGAGUUCGCACCUGCCUUCUUUAAAGUGUCCGACCCCACCCGCCUCAGCAAGCAGAAGAAACAGCAGCGCCUCGAGCCCCUGUACAACCGUUACGAAGAGCCCAACGCUUGGAGAAUCUCACGCGCCUUCAGACGCCGAUAAUGUGUGUGACAUCACAAACGUGCAACUCGGGUACUUGGACAGUAGUGGCAAAGUCGGACGUGUGGUCUCGUACCAGCACUGGGAAAACCCUGCAGGAUGAAGGGUUUGCGUCACAGUUUGAUUUGACGCUGCAGUCAGUCCUCCUUUCAGUUUUGUAAACAGUGUACAUUUUCCACCAAAACUUACUGAUCACAUUUCUGUAUUCGUCUUGACUUUUUGUUGUUGUUGUUUUGUUUUUAAAAAAAAUUGAGAUGGGAUGGGAAUCUUGGUGUCAGUUGUUUUAGAAACACCAGAGGUAUUUCCUUUGUUUAAGACUAGCAGGAAAAAUUGGCGAUUUUAAUGUUCUGUUUGCAGAUUUUGCAAAACAAUUUAUAUUUAUGUCUAUUCUCUAAAUUGUAACAGUAAUAUUGUACUGCAAUGUUAAGUCUUAAGUAAUGACCUAAAGGAAAUCAUAAUGGGGCUUUUAUAUUUUAACUAAUCGACUGAUGUCAGAGUAAAAGGAUGGAAAAACAUUUGUUUGAUGUAUUUUGUACAGGAAUUGAGACUUUCACUUGUCGGUGUAUCAAAGAAUUACAGUGAAACUAUGAAAACGUGUUCUCAUUAAAUACUGAAUUUUCCUAA